Molecule: messenger RNA, 730 nt
Organism: Hyaloscypha bicolor E
Lineage: Eukaryota; Fungi; Ascomycota; Leotiomycetes; Helotiales; Hyaloscyphaceae
Exons: 1
Coding region: 80-529 (149 amino acids)
Source: RefSeq, a predicted model, not a curated record
GAGUGUGGUAGAAAGUGACCUGAAAAUGGACUUGCAGUACGAAUGCCCAAACUACUCCAAGUAACGCCUCCGGAAGUCCAUGGAUGUCCGUGACCGUACUCGUUCGGACCUCCACCUCGCUCAGCUUCGCUCCCAGUCUGCACCCAACACUCCCGGCUUACCAAUUUCUCCAUCCCACUCUCAGCACACGAAAUAUCCUCGCUUCCCACUACCCAUCUACUCCUCCAACCCCUCAGCUACAGCCGAAGACGGCUAUGCUGGAGCGCCCGGCACCCGACUUGUUGAGGCCAAGCCAUCGUCAGCUCUUGCCGUAAAGCUCUUCGCUCCUCAAGCACCACCGAUCAAGAUUCACGGCACUAUACCCAAGGUAGCGCAAACCGGGUUUGGAGCACCGGCUCUACCAAAGGAACGAGUGAUUGAGCACAUAGCCGCCGCCCCUGGCGAGCAAACCUACAACGCUAUUCCCAUCCCAGGCGCCUAUACGAGCCCCUUAACCAGUUCCGGAUUAGCACAACCGCACCAUCAAUAAUUUGGAAGCGUAGCAGAGGCGAUCACUAGCAAUCAGCGGAUAGAGAGUCCUUCAGGAAGCCCAAGGGGAUAGAGAUAAAUAGUCGCAUCUUCUUUUCUUAUAUAUUAGGGAAUAUUAACGGAAUUCGGGCAAAUCUUGUAAAGUUAUUAGUAGUAUCUAAGAUAUAGAGGGAUAGAGCAGACGAAAUACAAGAUAAAUGUC